Molecule: messenger RNA, 2643 nt
Organism: Diplodia corticola
Lineage: Eukaryota; Fungi; Ascomycota; Dothideomycetes; Botryosphaeriales; Botryosphaeriaceae
Product: zn 2cys6 transcription factor protein
Exons: 4
Coding region: 1-2643 (880 amino acids)
Biological process (GO): regulation of DNA-templated transcription
Molecular function (GO): DNA-binding transcription factor activity, RNA polymerase II-specific; zinc ion binding
Source: RefSeq, a predicted model, not a curated record
AUGGGCCGCAAGCCAAACCAGCUCAUCCUCGAGUUCUUCGAGCGCGGCCCCAAGCUCGAGGAUGCCAGCAACCGCUACCAGCACACCUGCCGCUCCUGCGGCGAGAAGUUUCCCAAGGGCCGCAUCGACACGCUGACCGCGCACCUCGUCAAGAAGUGUCCCGCCCUCACGGCCCAGGAUCGCCAGCGCGCCAUCCUACAAUUCCAUGACCUUCCCGUCCCCGAUCUGCCGCCGCCACAGUCUUCGUCCGCCCAGGGGCCUGCACACCAAGUCACUGCUGCCCAGAAGCAUGGCGCAACCAACCCCAGCCAGCCCAUGACAUUACCCUACGCCGCGCCCAAGGCGGGCAUGUCACGCCUCGAGGCUCUCGCCGAAGUGUCGCGCCAGCGCCUAGAUCUCUCCGGCCAGCGCAUUCCCACGCCCGAUCCGGACCAGCUCCCCGAACGCCGCGGCUCCAUGCGCGACGAUGCCAUGCAAAACCCCGGCCCCGUGUAUGAGGACUUUCUGGUGCAGGACCACGACCCCAAGCCCAACCCCGACUCCAAUGGUAGCGCUGUAGAUGCACCAAUACAUAAUAACGAACCGUCUGGCGCACAACAGCCGCAAUCUCUCUACCAGUACGACCACCUCGCCGUCGGUUCGCCCCAUUCCGCUGGCACCCCGAUACCGCCAGCAUCAUCCACGCCGCCCUCCUCUACACUCCCUCCCGCCUCAAGUGCUACAGCCGCAACACAUUCUCACCCCUCACCCUUGGUCAUGGCUGCAUCGGCUGCAGAAGAACUGCGCGCCAAUAUGCCAAAUGUGAACCACUCCAUGGAACACCAUGGGAGUCCAGGUGAAGCAGCCUACAACCCUCAGACAGGACGCACUGGAAUCUGGGCUUCUAUCGACCCAGUGCUCCAGCUGCAAGACGCGACCCGCGACCAUCCCGAAUCCCACAGCCCCUCGCCAAAUGCGGCAUCUGCUACAUAUCACAGGCCCAUAGCGAUCAAUCCAAACGGCCAGCAAACACAUUUUACCACCGACUUCAGUAUGAACCCCAAGCCAGCGAAGCCGAAAGUGAGAGGCAGGUUUUCAGACUCCCGGCGCAAAGAGGUCCAGGAGGUCAGGAAGCGGGGUGCAUGCAUCAGAUGUCGCAUGUUGAAGAAGCCGUGCUCUGGCGAGAGCCCGUGUAGCACAUGUCAAAACGUCGAAAGCGCACGCUUGUGGAAGCAUCCCUGCAUCCGCACGCGGAUUGCUGAAGAGUUCAACCUUUACUCGGCCGGACUACAUUCCGUCCUCGCGUUCCACUCAAUCAGUUCCGCCAAGGCGAACAUGCACUUUGAACACGUCCAUGGGAGGAUUGAAGCACGGUUGUUUGAUAUUGAGCCCACCAUGUACACGACAUUCACCACGCUGAAGGGCCUGCGCGGCGUGAAUGGGCCCAUCGAUCCGCAAUUGGUUGCUUCAGGCUUAUCCAUGGAAAGCAUGCAAGAUGUGGAGAUCAUCGACCCUGAUGUUGAGGAUAUCGGGGGGAAGCUCGAAUCUUACAUGAAAAGAAUUGGCCCGGUGAUCUAUGAGGCGGAAACAUCACCAUUCAUGAAACCCACACUCGUGAUGGCGCACCGUCUGAGCGUCGAGAACAAGGAAGGAAUUGAAAGCAAAGAGAGUCUGUUGUCUAAAGUGCUGGAAUUGUGGGUCGCCACCAGAGUCCUCGCUGAGCCGGACCUGAAGUUUCAGCUCUUUUUCAACCACACCCAACCUCCCUUCAAGGACCCCGUCAUCAUGACUCCACAGGACCUUGAGUCGGUCCCUCAAACAUCUCGCUUCCCCAUCGAACUUGCGACCCAUUCGGAGGCUUACAGGCUUAUCGAUGCGCAAAUACUCGGUGCCAUGGAGAAAAGGGCUGCCAACCUCAGCAAGUUUGUCAUGAACGAUUUGGAGCGCCGCCUCCUUCAACGCCAACAAGCCAACCCUUUUGAGACUUUCCUGGUCUCAAUGAUUCUUCUGGCCUGUGUAGAGCGCAUGUGCUGGCUGUUCAAGAGGUGGGAGAACCCGGCGCAUGUUCCGGCCCGCACUUAUAGCGUGCCGCCGGCGGAUUUGAAGACAGAGCUUGAGCGAAGCAUUAACGCCGCAAAUGCCGCUGCGACCGCCGCAGAGAACGCCCAGAAUAACGUUGACCACAACGUUCCCAUGCCGGAUGCUCCGCCGCCCCAGGAAGCUACCCCAUCGAUGCAGUCUACCGCACAGGCGGCAACUGAUGCUGCCAACGCACUUUUCUCACAACCGCAUCCGAACCGAUGGCCUCUCGAUAAACCGCCGGCGUCCUACAGUCAGCAGGGCGAACGGUUCAGUGACAUUCUUCACAUGCUGUUGAAGAUGCGUGGCGUCCCUCCUAAGACGACGACGGAACCCAUAACGAACGUUGUUGUUCCCAUAGACAACAUGACAAACAACCAGACGACAAACGCCACCAUCAACCCCAAGUCGGAUGCGCUUGCCAAGGAGUGGUUUGCCGAGGUCAAGAUCACACCCAUGUAUCUCGCGGAAAGGCGCAACGCCGUCUUCGUCGGCAGCGACCCGCGGGAGUGGGAGUGCUUCUACGUCAGCAAAAUUCUAGUUCACAACGGCAUCGUUGAGGGGACUGGCCGUCUAGUGCCGUAA